Molecule: messenger RNA, 1542 nt
Organism: Cordyceps militaris CM01
Lineage: Eukaryota; Fungi; Ascomycota; Sordariomycetes; Hypocreales; Cordycipitaceae
Product: amidase, putative
Exons: 8
Coding region: 1-1542 (513 amino acids)
Source: RefSeq, a predicted model, not a curated record
AUGUCUCUCAAUGUGCUGGACGCCACUGUAGGCGAGCUGCGCGCUGGCCUUCUUGAGGGACGCCUGACAAGCGAGCACAUCGUCUCCGAGUAUUUCUCUCAGAUAGAGCGACACAACAUCAAUGGACUCGGAGUCCGCGCCCUCAUCUCAACAGCGCCGAGAGAGUCUGUCCUGACCCAGGCUCGGGCCCUCGAUGCGGAACGAAAGGAAAAGGGUCCGAGAGGUCCUUUUCAUGGAAUCCCCAUACUGAUCAAGGACACUUUCCUGACCAAAGCAUCCAUGGGCAUGGCAACAACAUUUGGCUCAGCAGCUCUCAUCGAUGCAAUGGCAACUGAGAAUGCUGCGGUUGUCGACCUUAUCCUAGAUGCCGGCAUGAUUGUGCUAGGAAAGACGAGCAUUUCGGAGUUCAACAACUACAAAGCAACCCCGCCAAACACUGGUGGCUGGUCAUCGGCUGGCAAUCAAGGACAAUCCCCCUAUGUUGUUGGUGGCGUUUCGGCAAAUGCCACAUUUCUCGGACACAGCACACCUUGCGGCUCAUCAUCUGGCAGUGCAAUCGGCGUUGCAGCUGGUUUUGCCCCUAUUGCACUCGGCGCAGAGACUGACGGCUCUAUAGUUCAACCCUGCUCUCGUGCUGGCCUCUAUGCCCUCAAGCCUACACCCGGUACAGUUUCCGUCGCGAAUGUCUUGGCAGGACCGACCUUCGACGCAGUAGGUCCUAUGGCCAGAACUGCCAAGGACGUAGCAGAUAUGGUCGGUCUCUUGAUGGGCGAGGAUUUCACUGGGGCGCUGAAAGGCUCCUGGCAAGGAAUCAAGGUCGGAAUAGUGCAGUAUGAGCCUUGGGCUCCUGCUCCGUUUGUCGUUGAACCAGUGGACGAGUUCACUGCCCAAGUGAAAGACGGAAUGCGGCAGGCAGUAGAAAAGAUCAGAAAAAUGGGCGGGACAGUGGCUGAGGAUGUGACUCUCAGUCCCUUCUGGGAGUACGCCGAUUUUAUGACCUCCCGUGGCAUUGAUGCGGAUUCGUUCUGGGGUGAUUAUUCCCAUAGCCGUUACGGAUUACGUGACGUCUUCGAUGCCCUCAUGACCAAAUUUGAGACUGCGAAAGUUCGGACGCUCGCCGAGAUGAUUCAAUAUCAUCGGACCCAUGCGGAUACCUGCCUUCCUCCUGGACAUUCCUCCCAAGCCGGCCUCGAGAGUAUUCUAGAGGAAAAGGUCAAUCCCAAAUUCGAGGAGAUUAUUAAAGAAAUGAGGGAGGAGGCUCGGGCGCGUAUCGACGGCGCUCUCGACAAGUUCGGUGUGGAUGUCAUCCUCAGCCAGUCCGACGGCCGCAUGGCAAGUCUCGCAGCCGCAGCUGGAUAUGCCGUGUCCGCACUUCCUUUAGGCUACGCCGACUUCAACGGCCGCGCUUGGGGAGUCAAUGCUGUUGCUGGUGCACGAGGAGAAGCCAAGAUGUUGGAACUGAUGAGCGUCUGGGAGGCGACGUUUCCUGACGCACGACAGUCACCGCCCCAGCUUCGGGAAACUUCGAAUCCCGCGCUUUAG